GUACUGGUAACAGAAACGCCAAGCGUCUUUCAGAUCUACAAGAAUGACUAAGCAUAUUUAUCGAGAAAACGCAAAAGACAGAAGGAUUUGGGCAUUUUCGAGACUAUUUUGUUCUCGGCCCUGAAAAACUAUCAAGUUGAAAAUAACCAUGGAUGGAAAGAGAUCGAUUAAGAUGGAUCCACUGUCGCCUGGCCCAUGUCUAGACAUUAGUGACGAUGAGCUUGUUACAAUAUCAGUGCGAGAUUUAAACAGACAGUUGAAAUUGCGAGGACUGUCCAGAGAGGAAAUUGUACGUAUGAAACAGAGAAGGCGCACGCUGAAGAACAGAGGCUAUGCAGCCAGUUGUCGCAUAAAACGUAUCGAGCAAAAGGAUGAAUUGGAGUCUGAGAAAACUCAAGAGUAUCGCGAUAUGGAAACUAUGCAGGAGGACAACAAUCGUAUGAGGGAAGAGAUAGAUUCCUGGCAUUCAAAGUACCAAGCACUCAAAAAGUUUGCUCAAGAAAAGAAAAUUAUUAUCCUAAUAUUAUAG
This is a messenger RNA of Trachymyrmex cornetzi, 529 nucleotides long. It is a transcript of the gene maf-S, whose product is annotated as MAF bZIP transcription factor K. NCBI's taxonomy places the organism in Eukaryota, Metazoa, Arthropoda, Insecta, Hymenoptera, Formicidae. Bases 149 to 529 code for a protein of 126 amino acids. Gene Ontology annotation, molecular function: DNA-binding transcription factor activity, RNA polymerase II-specific; RNA polymerase II cis-regulatory region sequence-specific DNA binding. The transcript has 2 exons. The record is from RefSeq and is a predicted model, not a curated record. Gene Ontology annotation, biological process: regulation of transcription by RNA polymerase II. Gene Ontology annotation, cellular component: nucleus.